Molecule: messenger RNA, 2225 nt
Organism: Neolamprologus brichardi
Lineage: Eukaryota; Metazoa; Chordata; Actinopteri; Cichliformes; Cichlidae
Gene: lysmd2
Product: LysM, putative peptidoglycan-binding, domain containing 2
Source: RefSeq, a predicted model, not a curated record
UGUAGCGGAUCAAUGACAAAAGAGGGCUGUGUGGUAAUGCCCCCCUAAACAUGUCUGUUUUCCCCGGGGUUGCAUGCUCCAUAUGACCCGGGAUGGGACUCUCUCCGCCGCCUAAAUCGGCGAUUUAGUUCACUGAAGCGACGGAGCUGGAGCGUUAAAACAAACAGAGGCUAACGGGCUGUUUAUUUAUUCAAGAGAAGAUGGCGGAGUUCUCGCCCGUCCUGCCGAUGCGGGAUGGAGGAGGACGAUUUGCCCAGCCCAUCUUCCCUCGGUCCAGGUCCGGUUCCGAGUCAGAGAGUGAACUGUCCCAGAGUCUGGCCCGGACCAAGAUCCGCUCGUACGGCAGCACAGCCAGCGUCACGGCCUCCCUGGGGGAGAAAUACAUAGAGCAUCGGGUUACAGACAGCGAUACUCUGCAAGGGAUUGCUCUCAAAUACGGUGUCACGAUGGAGCAGAUCAAGAGAGCCAAUAAGCUGUUCAGCAAUGACUGCAUCUUCCUGAGGAACAGCCUCAACAUCCCCGUGGUGUCAGAGAAGCGCUCCAUAUUUAAUGGACUGUCUCUCGAGUCUCCUGAUGGGGAUGGUGACACGGCUUGCCAGGAGGCAGACGCACCUUGUAUUAUCACGCAGGACAUCGAAGGACCCUCGCCGCCCCCUUCCCCGCCCCGUGAGCACUCCAGACCUGCUCAGCCUCAGCCAGAGGAGCUGUCAGCCAAAGACUUCUUACACAGACUGGACUUGCAAAUUAAACAGUCAAAGCAGGCUGCGCGCAGACUGAAAGAAGAAGAAGAAGUGAGGAGCAGCGAGGAGAAUUACGCGGCCCCCACAACAUCAUACCAGGAGAUCUAAAGAGCAAUCUGUUUACCCAAAGUCUCGGACACGCUUGCCCACGCACACAAACACUACCGCAGCCUCGUUGCUUUUUUCUUUUUACCUUUUCAUGUUUACUGAACAGCGUUCAGCAAGUGUCAUUUCUGCCUUUUUAUUUAUUGAAAUGCAGUUCUUAUGAUGUACAUUACAAGCCCAUUUCCAAGAGUGCUGCUGUGCUGUGUGAAAUGUAAAUAUUAACUUAGCCUGACCUGGUGGUCAUAGGUCAAAAGGCAACACACAUCCUGGAUGUGUUGCCACUUGAUCACAGGGCAACCGUUCCCACUCCUACCUAUAGUUAAUUUAGACUCGCCACUAUCAGAAGCGAAGACGCUCAUAUCUAUGGAAGCCUGUUUUUGCCAGAGGAAAAAAGUUUUUCAAUCCACAAGUCAUUUCAAAAUCAUUUCAAAAUUUCAAGGUAGGCAUCUGAGAAACUGUGACAGAAACAAGCUUCCUAUAGAUCUGCCGCCGUACAGGGAGGCCAGACUACUUUUUUGCACAUAUUCCAGCAGCAUGGCUCUGGAGAGUCAGGGUGCUAAACACCCACUGAAAGCUCGUGACACAUUACAAAAACUAAACCUCACAACAGAUGCUCCAGACUGUUCCAUAAGAAAAGGAGGUGAUAUAACACGGUAGUGAGAGACGUGCGCCUGACUCAGCAUUUUGGCAUCCAAUUCAUAAACGAUCAUUUAUUCUUGUUAAAACAAUAAUGUUUUCAAAUUCGUCUUGUUCAUGAUACGUUUAGAUAAAUCUAGGGUUUAAAUAUAUGUAUGUGUAUUUUUUCAAAUUUCCAUUUUACAUGGCACAUCUCCUUCUUCUGGAACUAGGUUUGAGGGUAUUUUUUUUUUUAGUUUCACCAAGUCGCUCACAUCUCAUCUGGAGGAGCAUCUGAGCACACGUGCCCGUCCACAUAUGAUAUGCUUGCAAAGCUGCUGUACAGAACCUACCUGCUGCUUAUGUUUAGAUACAAUCUCACACACACACACACACACACACACACACACACACACAGGGCGCUAAGCAAUGCCAGAAGGAUUAGCUUGUUAGACUUGCUAACCGCUUCUGAUGUUCUAAAUCUCCUCCUAGAAUAGGAUCGUCGGAAAGUAUGUUCAGGCCUUCCUCAUCAGUGUUUACUCGGUACGAGCUCACUCCACACGGAGGCGGCGGAUGGACUCAAGCCUUUGAACGCAGUUCCAUUUGCCCUGUUUGAGAACAAAUGGGACCGCUCUUAUUAUUAUUUUGUUUUGUGAGUGUGAUUGCAUUAUUUAUGUGUGGAGAACUGUCUGUAUCAACUGUUUUAUUGUGCUUUUAAGUUCUAUUGGGUUUUAUUUGGACAGAAUAAAUGCAUAUUUAAGCAAA